AUGUGUGUGGGUGUGGGAUUUGUGAAGUUUGCCGAGCGAGAGGAAGGGAACACCCCCUACCACAGACAGUACGACUUCCUCAUCCACCGCUUUGCCUCUCUUAGCCUCACCAAGAAUGUCGACGACGCCGACAAAUAUCACGAGACGCAGAUGGCUGGGUUGCAACGGCUGAGGGGAGUAAUAAAGAAGAUUGGUCGGCAAGACAACCUCCAGAUGAACAUUUGGGACCUAGAUCACAUGAACAAGAUAGUGCCGCCCUUCCUCUUCAAUAUGCACAGUCACAGUGUCGCCCAGUCAAGAGAGUCUGGUGAGAUCCAGCCUGUUGUGGAGGAGGGAGACAGUCUGGGAGGGUACUCUCAAGAUAGUCUCACUGAGCUCAUCACUUUUGCCGGACUCUCACAUCGACAGUGUCCUCAAGCCAAUACUGCAGCAAGACACUUUGACCUAAACAAAUUAUGGAUAUCAGACAAGGAAUUCACAGCUGGUGUGUACGUCAUCGUCGUGGAAGCCAUGCAGCCCCCCAGUAGACAGGAUCGGUACAAGGCCGUCCAGUCGCUGGUGGACCACCUGGAUGCCAAGGUGAAGGAGACCAAACAAGGGAUCCUCGGCACACUCUCUAAGUGUGUUGCCGUGGCAGUAGACAGCUCUCUAGGUCCGUCUGUACUGGAUAUAUUCCGUACACUGGUCCACCACCUCCGUAUCUCCAUAGAAACUGUUUCAGAAGGCCCCUCCGACCUCACGUCCUCUCUGACCUUUCAGCAAUCCAUCACUAUCACUGUGGGGGAGUUUGCAGGAGUCCUUCCCGACUAUCACAAGCCAGAUAUACUGGGGCUCAUCAACUCUUAUGUACCCGUGGCCUCAGGGGGUCUUGAUAGCGGAGCCACCACUGGACUGUCUGUACAUCCUCUGGCACCUCAUGACACUCAAAACAGCCCCAUGUUGACUACCUCCCUGGUCAAGUGUUUGAGGGCGGUGGCUGACACCUGUCACGCAUCAGUGCUAGAGCCGGCAUUCCCAGGGCAACUGUUUGCCUCCCUCGUUCAAUUGCUCCUCAUACGAGAGCCCAACACACAGCUGGAUGUGGCCCUACUCUGGCAUCGUCUCGUACAAUACCAUGCCAACAAGGACAAGAUUCCUCUCAACACUUACACAGUCUGGAGGGUGUGGUUUAGAAAGGAUUCCUCUCUAAAACAGUCAACUCUCUCUUCACCAAUCUCCUGCACUAGCCCUGCUAACACACUCGCUUUCUACCAACUCGUAUUUCUCCUGACACUGGAAUUCUCUUAUCAAAGGCUCUCAGAUAUACUGGUCUUCCUACACCAGCUGCAAGAGCUUGCUGUGAAGGAGAAAGGUCUUGAGGCACAUCACAGAGUGGUGCUACAUGCUACAGUGGCAGGUGUGCUGUAUCUAGCGUCCAAGAUUAGUCGAAACGAGGUACUCAAGACGCACAUCGAUGGAGUGAUUGCUAAGAGGAAGGAGACAGCUCCGAAGGCUAUUGUGGGACAUUCUUCUAGAAGGAAGUGCAGUCAUCUAGACAUGGAGGAGAAGCUGCUCAAGAGAUAUCAAAUCAUGGACCCGGGUGUCAUGGCUGAGCUGGAGUCAGAAUUGGAACUGGCCAACAGCAAGGCAGAUUUUGUGUGUGUUAUGUCACUGUAAUCGACCCACCCCAUGCUGGAGGCUGAUGUGAGUUGAGACUGAGAAUGAUGCCCUGUCAGUAAUGAACCCGAACACUCACUCAUACCUUCAAGAAGUUUAGCAAUUGGAGACUUGUGACUGGGCAUGGUAAGCUACAGUGGCAGUGAAGAAGUCAGGAGCCUCCAGAGUCCUUCAGUGCAGUGCAGUGCAGGCAGCCUUCUCUCUAUAGCCUCCUUCACAAGGCCUGGCCUGAAGAGCGGCCUGGGGCUCUCUAGCUCUAGCUAGUCUCGAGGCCAGGAGAGUUUGGCCUCGAGACUAUAAUUAUAAGCUGGAACUAUAGGUGUGGCAUGAGGGGGCGUUCAGGAAUAACAGGGCGAGGCCUCAAACAUACUUAGCACAUGGUGCUUGCAGCUGCACCAGACUGCAGCUGCUCAUGCAGCUUUAUACUAUCAUAUCACUGACUGCAUGCCUGUACCCCUGGCCCUGGGCUACCAUGUUCCAUGUACACCAGCUAGGAUCUAGGAGUCAAGAGUCACCUGCAUCUUCAGCUUGAAAGAAAAGACAAUUGCAAAUUUUCUUAAGAGUAGAUAGUACCACCAUCUCAAAGAAAAAAGUUAAGUUCCAUUGCAUGCUGUUGGCGCAUGGCAUGUACAUGAUCCCAAAACUCUCUGAAUUCACAGUUUACAAAUCACUGCUAUACCGUAUCGGCGUAUAACUCCACCAUGUACCAGCUUCAAAGAAAAAGGAUUUAAGUUAUGUUGCUCAUUGCUAAAUAAAUGUGUUUACGUGUUUCUUCCAGCUGCAGAUUUUACCGUACCUCGGCCCCACAAUGUGUACCAGCUAGGAGUCUACUUAACCACCUUCAUCGACUUCAAAAAAACGACUUGCAAGUUAUGUCAGAUUCCAUAAAACUAUAUAGCUAGCUAGAGGGCAACUGUCCCUAGUUUCGACCUUCAUCUGUAGCAUACUGAUUUACGAGUUUGUGUCUUCAUGCACUGGUUUCGACUGGUCAACUUCGUCCAUGGGGUGAUAGCUAGCAUUGUAAUUUACCAGUUUGUGUGUAUGUGUCCUCAUACGUCAGUUACACUGGUUUUGACUGGUCAACUUCGUCCAUGGGGUGAUAGCUAGCAUUGUAAUUUACCAGUUUGUGUGUAUGUGUCCUCAUACGUCAGUUACACUGGUUUCGACUGGUCAACUUCGUCCAUGGGGUGAUAGCUAGCAUUGUAAUUUACCAGUUUGUGUGUAUGUGUCCUCAUGCGUCAGUUACACUGGUUUCGACUGGUCAACUUCGUCCAUGGGGUGAUAGCUAGCAUACUGAUUUACGAGUUUGUGUGUAUGUGUCCUCAUGCGUCAGUUACACUGGUUUCGACUGGUCAACUUCGUCCAUGGGGUGAUAGCUAGCAUUGUAAUUUACCAGUUUGUGUGUAUGUGUCCUCACGUGUCAGUUACACUGGUCGACUGGUCAACUUUGUCCAUGGGGUGAUAGCUAGCAUACUGAUUUACGAGUUUGUGUGUAUGUGUCCUCAUGUGUCAGUUACACUGGUUUCGACUGGUCAACUUCGUCCAUGGGGUGAUAGCUAGCAUACUGAUUUACGAGUUUGUGUGUAUGUGUCCUCAUGUGUCAGUUACACUGGUUUCGACUGGUCAACUUCGUCCAUGGGGUGAUAGCUAUAGCAUACUGAUUUACGAGUUUGUGUGUAUAUGUGUCCUCACGUGUCAGUUACACUGGUCAACUUCGUCCAUGGGGGUGAUAGCUUAUACUAUUUACAUUUUGCACUACAUAUGUGUUGGUAACUAUAGUGACUUCAAUCUUUUGUUCUGUAGGGGCUUAUUGUGACGAAAAUGAUCUGAGGGAUGUAGCGUUCAUGAAACCAAAUGAAACGCCUGCAGUUCACUGUACUGGAAUUUCAAGAAACGCUAAGUGAUGAACACUAAAAACAAUUUACUGACAGAAGAAAUGUAUUGUGCUGCAUGUCAUGUGAUCCAGUGAUCUUAUUCUAUCAUAAACUCA
Halichondria panicea is the source of this 3646-nucleotide messenger RNA. RefSeq names its product protein EFR3 homolog B-like. The transcript has 16 exons. Gene Ontology annotation, cellular component: plasma membrane. Bases 1 to 1656 code for a protein of 551 amino acids. The record is from RefSeq and is a predicted model, not a curated record. Gene Ontology annotation, biological process: protein localization to plasma membrane. NCBI's taxonomy places the organism in Eukaryota, Metazoa, Porifera, Demospongiae, Suberitida, Halichondriidae.